AUGGGGUCAGGUCCCAUCAUGGCGGCUGAGGAGGCGGAUGUGGAUAUCGAAGGGGACGUGGUGGCAGCGGCGGCACAGCCAGGAAGUGAUGAAAAUACAGCAUCUGUUUUACAAGAUCACUAUCUUGAUUCAUCAUGGAGAACUGAGAAUGGUCUUAUUCCUUGGACUCUGGAUAGCACCAUCAGUGAAGAGAACAGAGCUGCCAUUGAGAAAAUGUUGUUGGAAGAAGAGUAUUAUUUAUCUAAAAAGUCACUUCCAGAAAAAUUCUGGCUUGAUCAAAAGGAAGAUGAUAAAAAAUACAUGAAGAGUCAGCAGAAAACAGCAAAAAUCAUGGUACAAUCUCCUACAAAACCAGCCAGUCUCUCAGUAAAGUGGACGAUAGAAGAAAAAGAGCUGUUUGAACAAGGGCUGGCUAAAUUUGGCCGAAGGUGGACAAAAAUUGCAAAGCUAAUUGGAAGUCGCACUAUUUUACAAGUGAAGAGCUAUGCCAGACAGUACUUUAAAAAUAAGGUAAAAGUAGAUGGUCCAGAGAAGGAAACACCAAAUCAGAAGAACAGCAAUGAUCUUCAGAUUAAAAGUGAAGAUGAAAGCACAAAGGCAUGGGCACCAUCAAGUUUAAGGGGACGUGCUGAUCCCAACUUGAAUGCUGUAAAAAUUGAAAAGUUAUCUGAUGAUGAAGAAGUAGACAUCACAGAUGAGGCAGAUGAGUUGACUUCUCAAGCACCCCAGGAGAAUCCUAACAGUGAUCUCUUAUUAGACAUUCCUAAUAGUAAAAGUCAUGAAAUCUACCAAGGAGAAUUAAUUACCUCUGAGAGCCAGGAAGAUCUCAUUUCUAAGUCUUCCAAGGAAUAUCUUCAGAAUUUAAAGCAAGGUGAGAUGGAAACACUUUCAAGCUCAAGAAUUACAUUUUGGACUGAAAAAGAGAGCACCAGUGACAAAAAACCAGUUGAGUUAAAUGAUCUGAAAUGUAAUAAACUGAUGAAAAACCAUGAUAAGCAUGAUGGAAAUGGAAUAGUAGAUGAUACUAGCUUGUUGCCGUCUCCGGAGCCUUGUGAAGUUCAGAAAGAUUUGAGUGAUAAUGAAAUGCUUUUUAAUUCUUCCUGCCAAAUGGAGGAGGAGCACCAUGAGGAAGAAGAGCUUAAGCCACCAGAGCAAGAAGUAGAAAUAGAUAGAAAUACUAUUCAAGAAGAAGAAAAACAAGCAAUUCCUGAGUUUUUUGAGGGGCGCCAAGCUAAAACACCAGAACGCUAUUUGAAAAUUAGGAAUUACAUUUUGGAUCAGUGGGAAAUAUGCAAACCGAAAUACUUAAAUAAGACCUCAGUACGUCCUGGCCUGAAGAACUGUGGGGAUGUUAAUUGUAUUGGACGGAUUCAUACAUACCUCGAAUUGAUAGGAGCAAUCAAUUUUGGAUGUGAACAGGCUGUAUAUAAUAGGCCACAACCAGUUGAUAAAGUACGGAUCAGAGACCGAAAAGAUGCAGUGGAAGCAUACCAACUUGCCCAGCGUCUGCAGUCUAUGCGCACAAGGAGACGUAGGGUCCGAGACCCAUGGGGAAAUUGGUGUGAUGCAAAAGACUUAGAAGGACAAACGUUUGAGCAUCUCUCUGCUGAGGAGUUGGCAAGAAGAAGAGAAGAGGAAAAAUGCAAACCUAUUAAAUCUUCAAAAGUGCAAAGACCGACAAAAAGCUCAUUUGAUCCCUUCCAACUGAUACCUUGUAAUUUUUUCAGUGAAGGAAAGCAGGAGCCAUUUCAGGUGAAAGUGGCUUCAGAAGCACUUUUAAUAAUGGAUUUGCAUGCUCAUGUGUCUAUGGCAGAAGUGAUCGGUCUGUUAGGAGGAAGAUACUCAGAAGUUGAUAAGAUAGUUGAAGUCUGUGCAGCAGAACCAUGUAACAGUCUGAGUACAGGACUGCAAUGUGAGAUGGACCCUGUCUCACAAACACAGGCCUCAGAAGCCUUGGCUGUAAGAGGCUACAGUGUUAUUGGAUGGUACCAUUCUCAUCCUGCCUUUGAUCCUAAUCCUUCCCUACGAGAUAUUGAUACUCAGGCCAAAUACCAGAGUUACUUCUCCAGAGGUGGUGCAAAGUUCAUUGGAAUGAUUGUUAGUCCCUAUAAUCGAAACAACCCUUUACCAUAUUCUCAGAUUACCUGCCUGGUUAUAAGUGAUGAAAUUAGCCCAGAUGGCUCUUAUCGUUUACCUUAUAAAUUUGAAGUACAACAGAUGUUAGAAGAACCUCAGUGGGGAUUAGUGUUUGAAAAGACAAGAUGGAUAAUAGAAAAAUACAGGCUCUCCCAUAGCAGUGUCCCUAUGGAUAAAAUCUUUCGCCGGAAUUCUGACCUGACUUGUUUGCAGAAACUUUUGGAGUGUCUGAGGAAAACCCUGAGCAAAGUGACAAAUCGCUUCAUUGCUGAAGAAUUCUUGACUCAGAUAGAAAAUUUAUUCCUUUCCAAUUAUAAAAGCAAGCAGGGGAAUGGAGUAGCUGAAGAGAAUUAUACUGUGGAUCCAAAGGAACUGUUAAUGUAAUGAUUUUAAAAUAAGACAUUUUAACUUUGACACAGUAGAUCCUACUAUCCUUUAUAACCUUGAAAUUAUUGUAAUUAACAGUGGCACAGCUUUGAUAUUUUUUUCUCUAGUAAAAUCUGAACUUUGCCAUAUAAAUCAUGUGACAAAAAGAGAUGGGGACUUGUUUUCAUAUAGUGAGUAUCAGAGUGUGUGUGAACUGGGGUCUGCCACAGUGCUCGAGUGGAGGCCGCAAGCAGAGCAGCAGGCUGAAGGGCGGGCCGCUGUACUGUUGUAUUCAGGUCGAUAAACGGAUGUCUCUAGUUUUUAUUUCUCCCUGUACUAGUCAUUCCAUUUUUGGUAUCUCAUGUCUCAUGUCUCAUUAGGAGCAUUUUCAUCCUUACUGUGUGUUUUGGUGAUAUUUUUUAUGUUGCAAAUGAGAUAUGGAUGGGUAGUCACAUGGGUAAUUAACAUGGUUGAAAACUACUGAUUUAAUAAAUCCAACAACAUGCUAUGUAAGGCCAAGGGGAGGCAUAAGGGGAAAAUCUUAAAAAUAGAGAAGAGCUCCAAAGGAAAGAAUCAAAUUACCAGUUUUUAAAUUAUAGAUAUUUGCUUCCAUUUUAUAACAAUACUACAGGAUAUUUCAUUUUCUUGGCUAUCUGAAACAUUUUGUGUGGAUUUCAGAUAUAUAAAAUGGAUAGCUUCAACUAUAUGUCUACUUAAAUUAGUGUGCAGGUGAUAAAAUCUCACUGAACUGCAACACAUCAUCAGACCCCUCAAACUAGGGGUUUUUUUUCCUACUGCCUGCUAUCAAUAGAAAGAGGCAAAUUACAAUAAAGCUUAAAUAAAUUAAAUUUAAUUUUAUAAACAAAAAAGUCUUCCAGGACAUAUUACACAUGCAGCCCAGUUUCAUAUACUUUUUAAAUCUAGAACAUAAGUCAGCAAACUUUUUAUGUAAAGUGGCAGUUAGUCAAUAACUUAGGCUUUGCAGGACACAUACUGUCUCUGUCAGGUAGUCUUUAUCAUUUUUACAACCUUUAAAAAUGUAAAACCAUUCUUAGCUCAUAAGUCUCACAAAACACAUUGCUGGCCAUUAUCUUCCAACCUCUGCUCUAGAGAAUUACAAAUAAUUAGAAUUUCUUUUCAGAUGCAUGAGCCCAAGCCACUAACAGAUCUUGCAGCAUUUUCAAACAACAAAACUCAAAAUUGUGAUUUACAUUUAAGUACGCUUUCAGAUAAAACGUAGUAGUCAUGCUGCCUGAAUUAUCCUAAUAGAUUGUAGUUUAUUUCUAUUAACCAUCAAAUUAACUUACACCCAUUCUCCAAGCAUUCUUAUUAAUAACAGGUUUGUUAUAUCUAAUCUGGGGACAAUCCGUAAAUUUACCUUUUUUUGAUUAUUAUUAAUAGCCAAGGAAGAAUAAGACCGUAUUGGAAGGAGCAGUGAGCCAGUUUUAGAUGAAGUAGGUCUGACUCAACCUUGUAGUUUUGGGGGAUAAGCUGACUUUUGGGCAUAGAUUCUUGUGUAUCUGAGGUAUAAGUUACCUUCCGAGCAUCCUUCCAGGUUUGAAAUCUUACGCUUCAUUCUAAUUAUUGGACUACUUAUCUGGAACUUUAUAUUUUGAGAUGAUACAGUUCCCAAAUUAGCAAAUGUUUUUAAAGAAAAUUGGUGUUCUCUCUAUGUGUUUAGGAUAAACAGUGAAACAUAACUUAUAAAGCGUUUACCUUGGGGACCAGGGGUAUAAGAGCUCUAGACCAAAAAUCAGGAAACCUGAGAGUUCUUACCCUAAAUCUGUUACCAACUUUGCUGUGUGACAGUGAUAAACUCACAUAAGCCUGUCCGGACCUCAGGCUCUUCACCUGGAAUUCAGGGGUCUCGGUUUUAUGACUGAAUAUUUCUUUCCCAGAAAGAUUUGAGAUUCUGUAUAAGGUUGUAAUUCAUUUCUUUGUACUCUUCCUUUUGACAUUUUCCUCAUUGUACAUUGGGAACAGGUCCUAGAAAAUGGUAUUAAUUACCUUUUGUUGAUUGACAUUUCUCUACAAUAUCGAUAAAUUUGGUGAUGGAAAAUGGUGGAGAUGGUUAAAAGUUCUGUUCUCCAGUCUGGGUCCUCUGCAUGCCAGUGGUUAGCUGUCUUUACUAAGCCAUACUGUGAGGGCCUCAAAGAUAGAUGGUAGUUCUCAGCUUUAGAGCUUUGAGAGCACAAUUUUUUUUUUUAAAUAAAAUAUAUAUUUUUAAACAUGAAAAAAACUUUAAUUCUACUGUCAUAAUCAUGGUUAACAUUUUAGUUUAACCCUUCCCCCCUUUUUUUGGUUAAUGUAAUUUUAGAACAUUAAAAGCUGUGAUAUUUCUUCCCUUCCUCCCUGACUCAUUCUCCCUGCUUCCUUUUCCCCCUUAGCAUGUUCUUAAAACAUCUGUGCAGCUGCAGAGGCGCGUUCCUGUGCUGCCGUCCUUGGGCUGUGAGGGUAGUUGGGGCAGGCAGGUCCCUGGAGAAACAGGAAGUCUAGAACUGAAUGGCAGUGUAGUACAGGAAGCUCAAAGGGAAACCGACCUCUAGUCAUGUUUACAGUAGUGGAGAUAGGACUUGAAGACAUCCAAGUAUCUUCAACCUGAUUUGGUUCUUACUAUUGCACAAACAAUAAAAUAAUUAACUUAAUUGUUUUUCUUCUAGCUUGCCUAGUAGAAAUUGACACUAAUACUUUGCCUAGUGUUAGACUUAGCUCUCUUGAAAAAUCUAAUCUCUAAGUAACAUGCAAAAAAAAGAAAAAUCAGUGGAAUAAGAUCAACAAGAUCAUACUUCUUCCCUCUCGCUUGUUCUAGCCUGCGCCCAUUGGCUGUAUAUUCAGAGCUGCAUUAUGACUCUAUUGAGCCUUAGACACUUUUGUCUUCUUGGACUUCGUCUUCUAUUAAAAAUUAAUACAUUAUA
Messenger RNA from Molossus molossus (Pallas's mastiff bat), 5417 nucleotides. It is a transcript of the gene MYSM1, whose product is annotated as Myb like, SWIRM and MPN domains 1. The transcript is spliced from 20 exons. Gene Ontology annotation, cellular component: BRCA1-A complex; BRISC complex. Gene Ontology annotation, molecular function: polyubiquitin modification-dependent protein binding; metallopeptidase activity. Gene Ontology annotation, biological process: double-strand break repair. The coding region runs from base 1 to 2520 and encodes 839 amino acids. The record is from RefSeq and is a predicted model, not a curated record. Lineage: Eukaryota; Metazoa; Chordata; Mammalia; Chiroptera; Molossidae.